AUGUCGCCACGAAAGCGGAGACGUGAAGAGGCCUUCCCAGAAGAAGAAGAAAUUUCUCAACACAAUGGUGCGUUAGAAGAUGCUGCCGUAGAUGAGAAGGAAAGGAGCGAGAAGGAACAGGAGGUUUGGGACGCGAUCAGAGAAAUUCAUUACGAAGCUCUCGUACAAUACAUCAGCACGCGGCAAGCCAUCGCGAAUGGGUCUUUUGAAUCGGGUGAGAAAGCGACCACGGCGAUGGCUGUCGGUGAUAAAGACGGUACGGCCUGCAACGGAAAGCCCACCGGCCCACCGAACUUUGCUCUAGCGACGCCGCUAACACGGCUGCGAAGUGGUGACGGCCAGUCGUCUGCGGGGCCAUUCAUUCCCCUGCCCAUGCCGCCAGACAGGCAAAACCCGCCGCAAACGACUAUAGAACUACUUUCUUAUCUUGCGUGGAUGUCAGAAGAGCUAAUACGUGCCUCUCAAGAGAAAGUCAAUCUCGCUCGGGCAAACCAUGAUUCUGUAGAACGACACAUCCAGCUCCUCGACCAAGCCAUCAAGGAGCAAGAGGCGUCGUUGUCGCAAGACUCAUCUCGUGGUAACAAUGGCACUUCUAUUCGCCUUCCAGAAGUGGUGGCCCCACAGUUGCCCAAUCGGAAUGGCCGCCCUGCUCAAAGCUCUUCGGAUGAUGAUCCGCCUGUAGCCACUGAGAUCCCACCUUCGGUACCGGAAGCUGCUAAGUCUUCCCAACGCGGGUCUAGAAAGAAAGGGAAGGUUCCUGCAGACAAACAGAAACCAGAUAAAGAGGAAUCAGGAAAAGACUCGGCCUCAUUAACUAUAACCCUGCCUGCUACGCAACCGAGCGAAGAAUUGUACUGCUAUUGUAAUCGUAUCUCUUUCGGAGAAAUGAUAGCCUGUGAUAACGAAUCUUGCGAGAAAGAAUGGUUCCAUUAUGGUUGUGUUGGAUUGACCGAGCCACCCGAAGGCGAAUGGUUCUGCGAAGACUGCAGAGUCGAUGAGGCCUAA
Messenger RNA from Cyclocybe aegerita, 1005 nucleotides. NCBI's taxonomy places the organism in Eukaryota, Fungi, Basidiomycota, Agaricomycetes, Agaricales, Hemipholiotaceae. The record is from the annotation of a GenBank genome assembly.